AGGAACAGGCUCCAAACCGACGCCGGUUGAAAACGUGCCGGGACCAGGCGAGCACCCCUGCACCCCACGCCCCAGGUGAGCAAGGACCGGACCUGCGUGUGGCGGAUGGAAGCUUUAAGAAACAGCAAAAAAAGCGGAGUGGAUUUAAACCCCCCUGUUUAUAAAGAAGCAAACGGCCACUGAGGGGACCCUCUUCGCCGACCUCGCCUCCCCGCCCCCGCUCCGACCGCAGCGGGGCUCGGCCGCGAUGUCCCGUCGGAGCUGAGAAGGCGAUGCGCAGCGGGGCUCCCAGGGCUCUUUCGGGGGACGCGCCGCAGCGGGAGUCAUGACCUCCAACUGUACCUGCGAGCUCCUUGGGCGCGGCGGCACCCUGGCGAACAGCACGGUGUGCACAGAGAUGCUGAAGGGCUGUGGAGGCAGCUCCGUGUCCGUGUCUGUGUCCGUGGGAGUCACGCUCCUGUUACUGCUGGCGGUCUGCGGGCUCGGGGGCUUCUGGUGCUGGAAGCGCCGGGACGCGGCCCAGCUCCCCCUCCCGACGUGUCUGCGAAGGAGCGGCAGCAGGGGGAGGGACUCUUCCAAAACCCUGUCCCUGCGCCCCCACGCCCUCCGCUCAAAGUGCAAGGCCCCGGGGGGAGCCCAAGGCCGCAGACCUGCCGCAAGAGAGGCUGACCCCUGUGAGGACUACGAGAACUUGGAAGUGGGUCCCCCCAGAGCGGAGGAAGCCGACCAGGGGCUGUACGAGAACACGCGGCCGGCCAUCUCGUCGGAGCACGUCUGCAGGAACGAGGCGUCGCCCUAUUACAACUUCCAGAGGCCCGUUUCCCCCGAGGCCGCUCAGGAUGAGGACAUAUACAUCCUCCCGGAUUAGUCAUAUACCUGACUCCCGGCCGAGGGCCAGGCCUCCUCCAGCCGCGGGCCCCUCGCCCCGCGUGAGCGCUGUGCGGUGCUGCGUGGACUCUCCCUGGCGCGCUGCCUGCCUCUGCCGCCCCCCUCCGCGCCCGCGUCUCCUGGCUCAGGGGCCAUCC
This is a messenger RNA of Artibeus jamaicensis (Jamaican fruit-eating bat), 1025 nucleotides long. RefSeq names its product GRB2 binding adaptor protein, transmembrane (gene GAPT). Gene Ontology annotation, cellular component: membrane. Lineage: Eukaryota; Metazoa; Chordata; Mammalia; Chiroptera; Phyllostomidae. The coding region runs from base 326 to 868 and encodes 180 amino acids. The record is from RefSeq and is a predicted model, not a curated record. The transcript is spliced from 2 exons.